GAUUCUCGGGAUUUGAAGAUGGCUGCACAGUCAGCGCCGAAAGUUGUGCUAAAAAGCACCACCAAGAUGUCUCUAAAUGAGCGGGGUCGUGCAGCACGGUAGCAUGGUACCCUGGCUACAGUAGGCUUGCUGCCCAGUCCAAGGCCAGCAGUGUUGUGUCUGGCCUGUAAGAGGCAGGUAGCAAGCCAUGAAUAUGUCCAAAGGUCCUUGAAUGUCGUUCUUGGGCCUUGUAAGAGGCACUCGCUUUGCUCCAUUUCACUUUCUUUCCAUUCUGCUUUUAGUUUGGUUUUGUUUUGGAUUCUUUUACAGUUAAGUGUUCUUCUCUUCCAUUCCAUUACACUUCCUUGACAGAAAUAAUGAGUCUCUUCACGGGCUCAUAAAUGAUCGAACUAAUCUAACUUUCAAAAGUAACUACUUAGAGUCAGAAAAAGUGAUGAUUUGAGACUAAGAAAAGUAAAAGUAUUUAAAGGCAGUUUCUAUUUCUGACAACUUUGUUCAUUAAGAGUCCCUUUGGCUGGGCGCAGUGGCUCAUGCCUGUAAUCCCAGCACUUUGGGAGGCCAAGGGCGGAUCACAAGGUCAGUAGUUCAAGACCAGCCUGGCCAACAUAGUGAAACCCUGUCUCUACUAAAAAUAGAAAAAUUAGCUGGGCAUGGUGGCGCAUGCCUGUAAUCCCAGCUGCUCGGGAGGCUGAGACAGGAGAAUCACUUGAACCCAUGAGGCGGAGGUUGCAGUGAGCCAAGAUCGUGCCACUGCACUCCAGCCGGGGCAACAGAGAACAGAGUGAGACUCUGUUUCAAAAAAAAAAAAAAAGAUUGCCUUUGAUCAGUGAUUUCAUUAGGUUGACUUUAGACCACUGGAAUUUACUUAAUGUCUAUUUUUGCUUCUUCUGAGGCAUGUGUGCUUCUCUCCUUAUCUCUUUGGCUAUAGGCUAAUUAUUUAUGUUUACAUAAUAAUAUUUAUGUUUGCAUGUUACUAAGUGACAUAUUUUAAAAUGUGAUACACUCCUGUAAUUUAUGAGAGUAUGUUAAUUGCUGUGAGCUUUGAAGGUGCUCUAGUCCUUCCUCAUAUUUGGCCUUAGAAUGCACCUUGGAUCCCCCAAGGUUUAGGCUUUCUUUGUUUGUCUUUGAAACUAUAUCUUCUGUCUCUUGUCAUAUCUGCUUAUUGCGUGUUUUUCAUACCUUCCACCUCUCUAAAAGCCGUUACCUGAGCCCUUGUUAUCACUUUUGGUUGAAUGUGCUGCACUUAGCUGCAUUUCUGAGUUUCUGAUUCUUGCAAGUUUGUGGAAACAGAGGAGUCUUUAACCCACAUCAGCCUUGAUCUAAGUGUACCACUUUACUUAAAAGUUCGUGGGAUCUGGAGCUCCUGGUCUAGCAAGCCAUGAAAAUGCCAAUAAAUGUUUGUAAUAAAGCUUUUAUUUAAACAUCCAUUUUGUUCGACCUUGAAGCUUUACUAAUAUGCUGAAGAACAAACAGCCGACGCCAGUGAAUAUUCGGGCUUCGAUGCAGCAACAACAGCAGCUAGCCAGUGCCAGAAACAGAAGACUGGCCCAGCAGAUGGAGAAUAGACCCUCUGUCCAGGCAGCAUUAAAACUUAAGCAGAAGAGCUUAAAGCAGCGCCUGGGUAAGAGUAACAUCCAGGCACGGUUAGGCCGACCCAUAGGGGCCCUGGCCAGGGGAGCCAUCGGAGGACGAGGCCUACCCAUAAUCCAGAGAGGCUUGCCCAGAGGAGGACUACGUGGGGGACGUGCUACCAGAACCCUACUUAGGGGCGGGAUGUCGCUCCGAGGUCAAAACCUGCUCCGAGGUGGACGAGCCGUAGCUCCCCGAAUGGGCUUAAGAAGAGGUGGUGUUCGAGGUCGUGGAGGUCCUGGGAGAGGGGGCCUAGGGCGUGGAGCUAUGGGUCGUGGCGGAAUCGGUGGUAGAGGUCGGGGUAUGAUAGGUCGGGGAAGAGGGGGCUUUGGAGGCCGAGGCCGAGGCCGUGGACGAGGGAGAGGUGCCCUAACUCGCCCUGUAUUGACCAAGGAGCAACUGGACAACCAAUUGGAUGCAUACAUGUCGAAAACAAAAGGACACCUGGAUGCUGAGUUGGAUGCCUACAUGGCGCAGACAGAUCCCGAAACCAAUGAUUGAAGCCUGCCCACCCUCCCAUGAGAGACUCUUGUUAGUCAACACAUCUGUAAAUAACCUUGAGAUAACAGAUGAGAAGAAAUCUGAUUGAUGCUGGAUGGACCUAUCACAAUAGGUUGUGGACUUACUUGCCACCAGCUUGUGCAUUUAGUGUGUUACUUUUUGAUACUGUGUUGUAUGAAACCCUUUUGUCCUUUGAUUUGGUUUUUUGUUUUUGUUUUUUUUUGGGGGGGGGGUUCCCCUCCUUUGCCCAGACUUCUCUUUGAACACAAAUGCAUUAGCCUUGUGGCUAGAACAUCCUCUUCCUACCUCUGUCUCCCCUCGCUUGUCAUAUGCUAUGACAUGCUAACAUUUCUUUUGUUCAUCUCUGUUGCCCCCACAGAAAGAUGCCAGAAAAACCGGUCAGUGUUCUCCCUGAUGCUUAGGUUUCUGAGAUAGGGUUCUGUUACAUCCUCUUUGAUAGCCUAUUUAAAAUAUUUAGAAAGUCUGGAGCUCAAAAAUGCAUUCUUCCACGUUGAUAAUUUAGUAAACUGAGAACACUGACAUCACUACAGGGCAGCAUAAGAGGUUGCUUACCUGUGGUAGCAGCUCUGAUUUGAUUGAAGUUGCUGUCAUGUACAUUGACACCACAUAUACCAUAACCAGCCUGCUGGGUUGAAUUGCACUUUCUACCCUUGUAUGAGAUUUACAAACUUUUCUCCAGGGUGUGUAUCAUGGCCAGAGGGAUACUAUAGGGUUGGUUUAUACUGCAUUAUAGAGGAAGAAGCCAUUUGAUUUGGUAGGUGUGUCAGAAGGAAGAAUGAUGGCAGACGAACUGCUGGAAGAGGUCAGAAGAUACCCAUGCUAAAAUGCAAUUAUAUCCUCAUGUUUAUCGCAAACUAAUUUUGGACUUUCCCACUCAUUAGCUUUGUUUCACCUUUAUUUCCCUUGAAGGUUCAAUUAAGUUCAACCAUAUUCUAGCAACUGUUCCAGUUGCAGUGGAAUCUUGUAUUUCUGGUUCAUUAUAACAAAUCGUUUGCUCA
Molecule: messenger RNA, 3149 nt
Organism: Cercocebus atys (sooty mangabey)
Lineage: Eukaryota; Metazoa; Chordata; Mammalia; Primates; Cercopithecidae
Gene: CHTOP
Product: chromatin target of PRMT1
Exons: 5
Coding region: 1456-2130 (224 amino acids)
Source: RefSeq, a predicted model, not a curated record